Molecule: messenger RNA, 1326 nt
Organism: Exophiala bonariae
Lineage: Eukaryota; Fungi; Ascomycota; Eurotiomycetes; Chaetothyriales; Herpotrichiellaceae
Exons: 2
Coding region: 1-1326 (441 amino acids)
Biological process (GO): retrograde vesicle-mediated transport, Golgi to endoplasmic reticulum; endoplasmic reticulum to Golgi vesicle-mediated transport
Cellular component (GO): endoplasmic reticulum membrane; Golgi membrane; endoplasmic reticulum
Source: RefSeq, a predicted model, not a curated record
AUGCCUGUCAAGUCACGGUUUACGCGGCUUGACGCAUUCACCAAGACCGUCGAAGAUGCCCGCAUACGAACCACCUCCGGAGGCAUCGUGACCAUCACUUCCAUCCUACUGAUCUUCUAUCUCGUCUGGGGGGAAUGGUCGGACUACAGACGAAUACUGGUGCAGCCAGAGCUAAUAGUGGACAAGGGAAGAGGCGAGAAGAUGGAAAUACAUCUGAACAUAACCUUCCCCCGAAUACCGUGCGAACUCCUCACCCUCGAUGUCAUGGACGUUUCCGGCGAGCAGCAGACUGGUGUGGUACACGGAGUCAACAAGGUGCGGCUGUCACCCGCGAACGAAGGCUCCACGGUGAUCGACACGCAAGCACUGCAACUGCACGCCCAAGACGGGGCAUCCCACCUCGACCCCGAAUACUGUGGCUCCUGCUACUCUGCCCCGUCACCGCCUGGCGCCGCGAAACCAGGCUGCUGCAACACUUGCGACGAGGUGCGCGAGGCCUACGCGCAGAACAGCUGGUCGUUCGGCCGGGGCGAUGGCGUCGAGCAGUGCGAGCGCGAGGGGUACGGAGAGCGGCUGGACGCACAACGCCAUGAGGGUUGCCGGAUCGAAGGGGUCAUCCGGGUCAACAAAGUCGUGGGCAACUUCCACAUCGCGCCCGGCCGCAGCUUCAGCAACGGCAACAUGCACGUGCACGACCUGAACAACUACUUCGACAGCCCGAUCGAGGGCGGCCACACCUUCACACACGAGAUCCACUCGCUGCGCUUUGGCCCACAGCUCGAUGACGGCGGAUCUUCGUCCUCGUCCUCCUCCACCAAGAAAUGGAGCGACCACCACCACUCGAACCCGCUCGACGGGAACAAGCAGGAGACCGACGAAGCGGGCUUCAACUUUAUGUACUUCAUCAAAGUCGUCUCGACGUCGUAUCUGCCCCUGGGCUGGGACGAGGACCGCUCGCUCAAGCAGCACUCCAGCCUCGCGGACCUGAUCCCGCUCGGCAUGCAGGGCAAAGGCGCCGGCAGCCAGGGCUCCAUCGAAACUCACCAGUACUCGGUCACGUCGCACAAGCGGUCCUUGAGUGGCGGCACCGAUGCUUCCGAGGGCCAUAAAGAGCGCCUGCACGCCCACGGCGGUAUCCCCGGCGUCUUCUUCUCGUAUGAUAUCAGUCCGAUGAAGGUCGUGAACCGCGAGGCUCGGCCAAAGACUUUUGCCAAUUUCUUGACCGGGGUUUGUGCUGUCAUUGGGGGCACGUUGACGGUUGCGGCCGCGAUUGAUCGAGGCCUUUAUGAGGGGAGUACGCGGUUGAAGAAGAGCCAUACUGGUUGA